AUGUCCCGAAAGCUCAAUUUUCUCCGAGAGGGCUCCGUGACGUCCGUCAAUUCGGCCUCCCAAUUCCUUGCCGACAUUCGGGGAAAAACUAUUCAACCCGACCAAAUCAUGGUAUCCUUCGACGUUGUAUCACUUUUCACAUCCAUCCCACCAGACUUGGCGCGCGACGUGCUACGCAAACGGCUCGAAGAAAAGUACAACGAAACGACAGGGCCGCUAAAGAUCCAGCACCUAAUGCAGCUCUUUGCAUUCUGCCAACGAACCUUUUUCACCUUCGAUGGCAGAACAUACGAACAAAUCAAAGGAACACCCAUGGGUUCCCCAAUAUCCAGCCUAGUUACGGAAUUGGUCCUACAAGAACUGGAAAAGGUUGCUUUCAGCCAUUACAAACCUGCGUUUGGGCGCCGAUACGUGGACGAUACUUUCGUCAUUAUUGAAAAGGACAAGCUAUCGGGUUUCCAAGACCUACUUAACAGCAUAUUCCCCGACAUUCAGUUUACAAGAGAAGACGAGGAGGACGAGAAACUACCCUUCCUGGACGUGCUCGUCACGCGCACACCUGACGGUAAACUCAGCACCACAGUGUACAGAAAGGCGACCAAUACAACCCAGUUCCUCAACUAUCAUAGCAACCACCCAUUGGUGCACAAACGGGGCUGUGUGAGGGCGCUUUUCGACCGGGUAAAAAACGCACUGUAG
Spirometra erinaceieuropaei is the source of this 699-nucleotide messenger RNA. The record is from the annotation of a GenBank genome assembly. Lineage: Eukaryota; Metazoa; Platyhelminthes; Cestoda; Diphyllobothriidea; Diphyllobothriidae.